UACGGCAUAUCCAGUGAAGACCAGAAAUAAUAAGUAAGUAAAUAAGUUUCGUAUAAGAGAAAAAAGCUUAUUUGUAAGACUGUUUGCUAGUUGUUAAUUAGUAAUAUUGUAUCACAUUUUCUAAUGUAUGAAAUAAGAGUUUUGCACGAAAAUGAAUGAAGUUCUAAAAAUAACUGCGCUGAAAACACACAUUUUUCUAUUUAACUGAUACUAUAAAUUGCCAACUUUGUAAAAAGGGUAUUAUCUCCCUUUUAUUAAAAUGUUAAGCCGAAAUGGCGAUUAACGUAAUAAAGGGACUGUCCAUAAUUGUUUAUGUGGAAAUUUGUGAGCUAGAAAAAUCUGUUUUACAUUUUCUUUUAAAUCCAAAUAAAAAAUAAACUAAAAAGCUCAAUUUAUACUGAUUAUCUCCCCUAAAACUGCUAUUUCCGUUAUUCACGCGCACUAAUUAUAACGACAGUCCAUAGAUGUAUGCUGAAAAUUGGGAUGAAACAUUUAUGUCAUGUCACAUUUUUUUUUUCAGCGAUGGCAGAUAAUUACAUAACUUCAUUUCUCUUUCCCAAUGAAGCAAUUCAAUACACGCCUACUGAAAACCAAGUUAGGACGGAAAUCGACAAAAUCGUGAACAAUAUAAACCCACUAAAAUGUGAUCACUGUGGAGUUAUCUUUUCUUGUAAAACUUCAUUGACGAGACACUCAAACAAUGGAAUUUGCAGAAAUGGAAAGAGGUCAACUGAUAAUAAUAACUGUAAUAAAUGUGGGACUACUUUUCACAGAACUUAUAAUUUAAAGAGACACGAAAAACUGUGUGGAGUGAACAAGGUGGUCGUAUGUAAUGAAUGUAAUAAAUCAUUUUCUAGUGAAAAAAUCCUCCAAAAACACGUUAUAAGUAAACACUCAUUCAAAUGUCCAUUGUGUGACAACACACACGAAAACAAGAGUGAUUUGAUAAAGCACGCACGGGAGCAUUUUAAAAAUGACUUCCUUACGCUGGCCCAAGUUAAAAAGCUUAGAAAUGUCACAGGAAAGUCAUUAAUAGUUCCUCAUCAGACCGCCUCACAGAAAACGCUGGAUUCGACGUCUGCUGCUACAAACGUGCCUGGAACUUCUUUUUCCAGUUCAGCUAGCUUCCGGCAAACAUCGCGACCAAUACAUGGCAACGCUGGAAUACAGAUCAACAUUGAACCAGAGGGCGCUGAAAAGCAUUCAAUGCUGGACUUGUUUAAAAAAAGGCGCCAACAGCUGCACAGAAACCUGGCCGAUCAGUUGGAAAGCUGGAACAAUAUACGAUGGUAUAUAUGUAUUAGAGCACAUAUGGUUCGUUUUGAUCCAGAAGGAAAUAUAAGGGAUGAGGAAAGGCCAGCAUUUCGAUCAACAUCCCAAAUUUUACUAGAGGCAGAGCAGAUAGACAGUCAGAUCGACCAGGCAUAUUUCAAGGUCAACUCCUCUCUAGAGACUUUCUGUUCAUCUGCCAGUGGCUGGAUGCUGGAUGAAAUCCUGCGCCUGGACCUGUACAUGCUCAAGUACAAUCCUUUAAGGGGAAACUGUGGAGACUUUAACCUGCCACCUGACCUGUCUGGGACUCGUGCCCUCAUUACAGUUACUGGGAGGCCAGCGGACAGCAAAGACUGUUUCCUGUGGGCGGUAAUUGCCGCCAUACAUCAUGAUCCAGAUCUACACAACGGAUCCGUGCAUUGGUCCCACUUCCAGGCACUCAAACACAUGUAUAAACUUCCAGGAGCAUUUUCAGAUGGGCAGUCGGUCAGCCUGGUCCAAGUUGCAGAGUUUGAGAGACUCAACAAGGUGUCAGUAAACGUCUUUGGCUAUGACGACGCGGUGUUUCCCCUGCAUGUGUCCAGCAUGGAGAACUCAAAGAGCCACGCAAACCUGCUACUGGUAAACGUUGCCAACCAAGACGAUGACAGUGACGCGCCUUUCAAACAUUACUGUGCUAUUACCAAUCUGGGCAGCCUUGUUUACAGACAACAGGCGGGGGGUAACACGCUGCACGUGUGCCCUAGAUGUCUUAACUUCAAGUAUUCUGCUGAAGAUCUUGAAAAACAUCUCCAACACUGCAGUCUAGUGGAGCCACUCACUGUAAAGAUGCCGGAGUUUCAGCGGCGGUUUCAAUGGUACAAGAAACAUCAUCUACAAUUAGAAGCUCCAUUCGUCAUCGUUGCAAAGUUUGAAUGUUUCAGAAGACCAAUCUUGGACAUUAAUGAAGCAACAGAGGGCGUAAAUGUCAGGGAAAGAUUACACGAACCAUGUGCAUUCGCUUACUAUAGACUCAGCGUUGACAACAGCCAUCCUCGACCGCCCGUGUUCUACACAGAUGAGGACCCAAACACCGUUAUGAGCGAGUUUUUGGCCUGUAUGAGGCGUGAACAAGAAGAGGCCCUCUCUAUUAUGAAAGCAACAAAACCAAUGGUGUAUUGUGAAGAGGGUCUGCAGAAUAUAGAGGCAUCAAACGAAAAUUGCCACAUAUGUGAAGACGCUUUCAUUCCAGGCCAACGUGUUGUCAUUGACCACGACCAUGUGAGUGGAAAGAUCAGAGGCAGGGCAUGCGUAGGAUGCAAUCUGAACUUUCAGAUGCCCAGACACAUCGUUGUUGUUCUUGAUGACCUCUCAGCCUACGAUGGUCGAAUUGUUAUGGCCGCAGCAUCUAGUCUCGGUGCCAAAAAUAUCAGAGUCAUUCCUAAAACGAUUGACACAUAUGCUGGAAUUACCGUUGAACAUUGCCGCUUCAUAGAUUUUAAGAGUUUUUUUAAAGAUUCUUUAUGUAGUCUGGUAGAGGGACUUCAAGCAGAGGAAGGUGUUGGUUGCUUAAAUCACACGCGCGACAACUGGCCGCUGGACACACUUCCGGAAAAGUUCGAACGCAUUAGUUUGUGUAGAGACUACAUUCAUGGCCCAGAACAGUUAAGAGAGUCAAACUUGCCACCAGUUGAAGCUUUUACAGACAGGAUCGAGGGAAAGAGUCUAUCACCAGAGAACUACCAGGCCGUCUUAAAUCUGUGGCAGCUUUUGAAAGAAAAGACUUUGAAGGGGCUUUUGCAACACUCCCUGGUUACAGACUGCCUCUUCACUGCUGACAUUAUAAGCAACUUUCGACAGGUGGUAAGAAAGGACCUGAAGCUCGAUCCUUUGCGGUUUUACACGAUGGCCAGCUUCGCCUGGGAGAGUGCCCUUCGCUACUCAGAAACCACUCUUGAACUUCAGACGUCAUUGGACGCUCAUCUGAUGAUAGAAAAUGCAAUCAGAGGUGGUAUAGCGGUGGUAGGCAAUCCAAGAUUUGCGAAAGCAAAUAAUCAAGAUAUGCCUAAUUCGGAGUUCAAUGAAAAAGAGGAAGUAAGUUAUAUCGACUUCUUAGAUUUUAAUGGACUCUACACAUCAACAAUGGCUACAGCACGUCUUCCAACCAGUGGAUUUCGCUUUCUGUCGAGCUACGAGAUAGAGAGAAUUGAUUUUGAGACCGUACCAGAGGACAGCGACCAUGGCUACAUACUCGAGGUGGAUUUAGAGUACCCAGAAGAAUUACACGACAGUCACGAUGACUUUCCACUUGCGCCUGAAAAAAUCACAAUUCUGCCAGAACAUUUGUCUGAAUAUACAACUUCUACUGCCAAAUCUUGUGGGAUCAACCUAGAUAACGUUUGUUUGGAAAAAAGGCUAUGUUUAACACUAAGGAACAAAACAAUGUACACCCUACAUUACAGAACGUUACAAUUCUAUACAAAACAUGGCCUAAGAGUGACAAACAUACAUAGAGUGCUACAAUUCACGCAGAUUAAGUGGCUACAGUCAUUCAUGAAAUACUGCUCUGAAAAACGCAAGAAAGCAAAGUCUAGCUACUACAAGUCCAUGUGGAAAAAUAUAGCUAAUCUUGUUUCAGGAAAAAGCUUUGAAAACCCGCGUAAUUACAAAGACGUCAGAAUAUGUACCAAUGAGAAAAGUUUGACGCGCC
Molecule: messenger RNA, 3961 nt
Organism: Ruditapes philippinarum (Manila clam)
Lineage: Eukaryota; Metazoa; Mollusca; Bivalvia; Venerida; Veneridae
Molecular function (GO): nucleic acid binding; nucleotide binding
Source: RefSeq, a predicted model, not a curated record